Molecule: messenger RNA, 7972 nt
Organism: Protopterus annectens (West African lungfish)
Lineage: Eukaryota; Metazoa; Chordata; Ceratodontiformes; Protopteridae
Product: junctophilin-2-like
Exons: 6
Coding region: 1089-3431 (780 amino acids)
Cellular component (GO): endoplasmic reticulum membrane; sarcoplasmic reticulum; plasma membrane
Source: RefSeq, a predicted model, not a curated record
UAGUACUCAUGGGUAUCAGAAAGUGGCACAUCAACUUUCGGUUACACAGGAACACUACCUGCAGCCCUGACAAUUCCGAAACACCACGCCCGGAAGUUAACUUGACAGCAGAAGUAAAUUUCGGCUGCUUGUAUAUUUCAAACGUUUGCGAUUUUCCCGCAGGUCCUGAUAACGUUCCCAGCACUAAUCGGACUAAACUGCGCCGGUCGGGUCUCACUUUAUAGCUGAAAAGUGCAGAAUUUUUGUUAUUCAGAUUGUGUACUCUCGCUAGAUGGAAUACUUCAGCAUAACGUUGAUAUAAGUUCAAUACUUAAAGAAAAUGACAAUUCAUAUUUGAUUUUUGUAACUACGUGUUCUAUUUUUAUGUAGCUAGCCCAACCCCCUUAGUUUCCUGGCACCACUUUUAAAAAAGGCUAUGGAGCCCUGUGUGAGGAUUGGGUUUUAUUUUUGGAACAGUCUGGGAUGCGAUAGCCUUGUUAGGUCUGCAACAACGUAUCCACACCAAGAUUGCAUGAGUCGAGGGAACACAAGGUAGGGGGUCACCACCGCCUCCGGGGAAAAAAACGUAAUAAUGCGCGGCAGACCCCCUGAGAAACUCAAGUGUAGGGCCCGGCUGAUAAAGUAGCUGAGUUUUACUGGGGAGGCCGAAAGGCUAAAGAAAGAGGGCGGGGAGUAGCGCCCGGAGAAACAACCCGGUCUUCAGCGCAAAUGUCUCUAAAUUUGGGCUCACAAGUGGCAAGAGCACUUUAAUGUGUGAAGUUCAGAAACCAGAACGCAUUGCAUCAGUAAGCCUAACAAGUCAACGGGACAUAUAUAUUUUACUAUGCCACUUAACAGUUUUUUAAAAUAGUACUCAAGACGUAUUUUCAAGUUAUACUACAGUGCUGAUGGCAUCAUUUUAAUGCUAUAUAUAAACCUUUAUUUUUUUAUGGUUUAAGUUACAGCUUCUGCCGCUUAUUAGUAUUUUGACAUGAUGUGUACAUUUACUGUAUUAAUAUUUGCGGUCUACGUCUAGAAAAAGGAGUCUGAUAUUUUAAUUUUUUUGUAUUUCAAAAUAAGGGCUCUGUUUCCUGUAUUCGCGGUUUGGCAUGAGCGGUGGCAGAUUUGACUUCGAUGACGGCGGAGUGUAUUGUGGGGGGUGGGAGGGGGGCAAAGCCCACGGCCAGGGCAUUUGCACUGGCCCAAAAGGACAAGGAGAAUAUGCGGGCUCCUGGAACUACGGCUUCGAAGUUGUGGGGGUCUACACCUGGCCAAGCGGUAAUACUUACGAAGGUUACUGGUCGCAGGGCAAGCGUCAUGGGCUAGGAGUGGAGAGCAAAGGAAGGUGGGUGUAUAAAGGAGAAUGGAGCCAUGGCUUUAAAGGACGAUAUGGGACACGGCAAAGCGUAAACAGCGGGGCGAAAUACGAAGGUACCUGGAAUAACGGACUGCAAGACGGAUACGGCACUGAAACAUACGCAGACGGAGGUACCUACCAGGGUCAGUUCACAAAUGGCAUGCGCCAUGGCUAUGGAGUGCGACAGAGUGUCCCAUAUGGCAUGGCAGCACUUGCCCGCUCCCCUCUCCGUACCUCACUUACAUCUCUGCGCAGUGAACAUAGUAAUGGAACCCUGUUACAGCAAGAUGCCCUUGGCCCAAACCAGGAAAGCUUUGGUACAGCUACAAUCACACGUGGUGGUUUUGCACUCAGUCUCCAUUGUGAUCCAGACUCUAUCAAAUCAAAGAAAAAAGGACUCUUUAGAAGGGGUUCCAUUUUAGGGAAAUUAACAAAAUCAGAAUCUAAAACUUCUCUUUCUAGCCAGAAGAGUAAACUAAGUUUUAUAAAGAGUGAAACCGGGUUGAGCUCUGCUGCUAGUGAUGCUAAUUCCAUGGCAAGCUACGGGGAUGGUACAGAAGGAGGAGAAUAUCCACCUGUUGAAGCUGACAUCGAUGCCACCACAACUGAAACAUAUAUGGGCGAAUGGAAGAAUGAUAAACGUUCAGGUUUUGGCAUCAGUGAAAGAUCAAGUGGGCUGAAAUAUGAGGGUGAGUGGCUAGACAAUCUCAGACAUGGCUAUGGAUGCACUACAUUACCUGAUGGCCAAAAGGAGGAAGGAAAGUACAGAAACAAUGUUUUGAUUAAAGGCAUGAAGAAGCGAGUGAUUCCUCUUAAGAGUGCCAAAAUAAGGCAGAAGGUCGACAGAAGUAUUGAAGGAGCACAGAGAGCAGCUGCAAUUGCAAAACAAAAAUCUGAGAUUGCAGCCUCCAGGACCACUCAUGCAAAGACAAAAGCAGAAGCAGCUGACCAAGCUUCUGAAGGAGCCAGGAAUGAAUCUAACAUUGCCAGGACCCUUGCAAGAGAACUAUCACCAGAUUUUAUCCAGCCAGGUCUUGAAUAUCAGAAGAGAAAAGUGUUUCAAGAGAUAAUAGAAAAUGUACAGAAAAUAGAGACUACACAGCAAGAGGCUUCUCCUACUGGAGAAGCACCACCCACACCAUCAGAGGGUCCAGAGGCACAUGAGAAGGCAUCUGCCUCAAAAAAUACAACUCCUGCUCGAACUCCUUCAGCAAGCCCUGCUGGCACACCACCAGAAGCAAAACGAUUAAAACAGACUGUUAAAAAAGAUACUUCAUUUCUUAACCCUGGUACCUGGAGUGGAGAGCACUCGGGUAGUAGGUCAAACACACCGGCUCAUUCACUAACUGUGCAAGCAGGUGACAAGUCAGCUUUAAACAGUAAAUCGUCUUUUUCCCAACUUCCUAGCCGACAGAGUCAUAGAAGGACUCCUGUUGAUCAAAACAGCAACUAUGAAAUGCAGAUUAAACCUCUUCAAAGGAUAGAUAAAGGUAAAGAGCCUUCUAAUGAAUUGCAUGGAGAAUAUCAUUUAAGCUAUCAUAGUUACCCAGUAAGUACUACAGUAUUGCCUCCACCUGCAGAUUUUGAAGACCCAUCCACUGCUGUAGUGAAGGUGUCAGUAAAAUCAGCUACUUCAGAGCCAAAGAUGGAUGUAAAGGCCAAAGUCAAAACCAGUGAAUCCAAAUAUGCAGUCACUGAGAAGGAGACAAGUCCGCGCAUUGAAUAUGAACAACAAGGCAGACCAGAACCUAAGCAGAAGUUAAUUUCUGAAACAAAGCAUGAGCCUAAGGUGGAAGCCAAGCCUGAGCAAAAGCCAGAGACAAAACCACAGCCAAAGCUAGAACGUAAAACUGAAACUAGAGCAGAACGAAAGUCAGAGUCCAAGUCUGAACCUAAAGCUGAAACAAAGACAGAGCGCAAGGCUGAGCUAAGGGUGGUCCGCAAACAUGAACCCAAGCCCAUUUCCAAAAAAUUAUCUCAAGUAACUGGGAAAGAAAUGGUUGAAACUGAACAGGGACCCAAUACAAUCCUGAUAUUUAUGGUCAUUCUGCUGAACAUUGGCAUGGCUGUUCUGUUUGUUCAUUUUCUGACAUGAGUUACAACUUCCAAGGAACACAGUGCUGCAGAUAGCAUUCUCUACAGUGUUGGGAGCAGCCCAUUUUGUGCCCCUCGGAUCAUCAACAAACAUUCAUGCAGGCAGCUGGCAGCAAGCUGAAGAAUUGUCACAUGAUUAAGAAUUAGGAGGCAACUAAAAGAUCAUCAUAGUGGCAGUGUUAUGCUUCACUGCUCAUGGUCUCUGGCCAGUCUCUUCCACCAACAAGAUUACUUGAAAUCUUACAAGCAUUGUACAUGUUUUUAAUAUGCAAACUUGAAGCUGCCUUACUGUAAUUUAACCAAAGUUUCUACAGUACUGGACUGCAGGGAAAAACAAACAAUGUUAUGAGUGCACAAAUAAUGUAAGAAGCCAAUGCUCCCCAAAAGUGAGAGUGAUAAUGAAUUUAUUUUACAUUGCAGAAUAAUUGACAAGUCCUGAACUCACUGAACAGGAAUGAUUACAGUUCUAGGAAAAAAUGCCAGAGUGCAUUAAGAGGACAGUGAAUGAUAUUUUUGUGCAGAGGUGUUCAAAAUCAAGACCAACAUAGGGAAUUGCUGUUUGCAAAUCCAUGUAUUAUAGUCAUGACCCUUAAUUUGUUUCAUUUCACUCUCAUGUCCUGUAUGUAGCAGGGCAUCUAGGAUUCUUUUGCAGCACUUAAUAAUUUCCAUGAACAAGUUUAUUAAUUUGGCUUACAGAAUGCACUCGUGUUGGCAAACGGGGACAAAGGAUGAUUUAAAUCAAUAGCACUGGUGUAAAUGCCAUUAAAAAAUGUUCACAAUGAAAUUUGCACAAAGCUUAGUUAUUUUUCUGUAGGGGUGAUCUACCCUAACUCAGGCAGAGUCUUUACCUCUAUUUCCUUAUUUAAUAUAACCAGCUCUAAAGUUACUGCAUCUUGGGGGGGGGGGUCCUCACUUACAGCACAAUUGCUUAUGUAUAAACACCUGAUUUCAAACAGGUGUGCUUUCUCAUACUUUUUUCCUCAAUCUGCAGACCCAAUACAAGAAAGCAAAUAAAUGGUUAAUAAAAACAUCAAGGGUGAGAGAAAAAACAAACUGCAGUGAAAAAAAAACAGACAUUUUGAUAAAAGUAACAGUAUUUCUACAGCAUUAGAAUGCAUUUUUAUCACAGUACCAAAUUGUGGGGAAAAAAAUCAUCCACUGAAAAUUCAUUGAAGUUUUGUGGCCUUUUAUGUAAUAUUCAUUUGUGAUUUACAUUAUAUACAUCACUUAUUCCCUUGAAGUUCUUUAUUAGAUUGCUCAUUUGGAUAAAAAAUGUGAUGGCCAAGACACUGAAUUUCAGUGGCUUGUGUGGCAGAAAUUAUUUAGAGUUAAGGUCACUGUUUUUCUGAUAUACUGUUCUAGUAUUAGAGAGAGAGAAAAAUUUACUGCAAGUUAUAAUGUCCUUGAUGCAUAGGUUUGGUCAAGCAAUGGGUAAAUGAUACUGCUUAUAUUUGGCGGGCUGUGUGCAAAGCUUCAUGGGUAAGAUGAACUGCAGAUGUGUUACAUCCCAUAUACUGUAAUUUGGUUCAUUGCGAGUGCUUCAACUCGCAUCCCAUAUCAGUGUUCUGUACAUAAACCCAAGUCAAAGUUUUCCCAUAUUCUUACAAAAUAGUCACCUGUAUGUAUUUUGUCUUACUUAGUUAAAAAUUAGCAAAUAAUGAUAUGAACUAAUAUGGUGAAAUGUCAUGAUUGUUGAAUUUUUUUUUUUUUUUUUUUUUUUUUUUUUUUUGAGGUUUGCAGUGCUUUGUUUUAUUUCCUGUGUGGGGAACACUUAAAAUGUUUCCUUGUUUCAGGCACACACUACUUGUUUCUAGAGGAUUAUUUCUCAGGGUCCUGAUUUGUAGGAAGUUCUUGAUGGUAUUUUUUUUAGAACACCUUUGCGGAUGAAAGUCUAGAAUUUUUAGGCUAUUAUCACUGUCCAUAUCAGUAUAUAAAGAGCUUAUUUGUGAUAGAAUUAAAGCUUGCUUUAUGUCAAGUGUCUGUAGAUGACAGCAUAUUUAAAAAGAAUAUGUCUGAAUUUUUAAGUUUGUUACUACUGAAAUAAUAAGUAAUUUAUUCUUAAUAAGAGAUUAACAUCUCAAGGCAUGAGUGGAAUUGUAUUUAGAAAUAUGGUUACCAGUAUUUAUCUUUUUGCAUGUGGGCUUUUUAAAUGCUGUGUACUAUGUACAUACACUUAAAAUGGAUCACCUUUCUGUAGCCUUUAUUGGCUGUUACCAUUUGCACCGCUGUGGCAGUCACUGUGUUACCAUUUGCACCGCUGUGGCAGUCACUGUGUUACCAUUUGCACCCCUGUGGCAGUCACCGUCUUCUGCUUGAGAAACAAAGUUUUUUUUAUUUGUAAUCUCCUGUUCAGUCAGAGGUGGAUAUUUCUAGCCUACACAAGUGGGUGGCACAUAUAAAGACUAGUAGAAAUGUUAUCUUCUGUCUAUGUUGAUGCGGACGUCAAUAACUGAAGACUGUAGGUCACAUAUUGCAGUUAGAUUAAAUACUGUCUAGACAGUAUUGUACAGUACUGUUUUGUGUUUCUUGCAGAUGUCAGAUCAGAUGUCCACAAACUGUUGUCUGCAUUUGGAUGAAAUUAGACAAGAACCCAUUAAAUAAGGUACCAAACUCCUGAUUAUGUGCCCAAUUGUUUGCACUCUUUUUCUACUUAUGACAGUACUUGUUCACUACAGCAGCCUUUUUGUGGAAUGAUUUCAUUGCGUCUAGUUUCCUUAAUAAAGUGCUGAGUGACUUAGUAUGUGGAUUCUGUCAUCACAACAGCAUCUGCAAUCUCAGAUUCCAGAAGAUGGCUGAAUGCUAUUAUUAGACUGAUGCAUGUAUAGGGAAGACCAGUGCUGUGUUUCCAAGGGAUUCACAAGCAAUUUCAUCCUGCUGAGCAUUUUCCUAAAGAUGCAGUGUGUGUGUUCAGCUAAUUGGUUGGAGGUAUAUGUUUACAUUAAGACAUUUGACUUAAACAGUGUCUUUUAUUUAAACCAGUAGCAGCUAUCCUAUAGAGUAAGAAUAUCAGAACUAUUUUUAAAUUGCAAGCUGUGAAAGCCUUAACGUAUUAGAGGGGUUUCAGUUUUGGUCUUCUGUGCAUUUUGUCAGUCUGUAUUUUUUAAUUGCCAUCUCAGCUGAGACAGAUAAAGCCUUCACUGCUACUCGGGUGACCUAACUUUGACGAGUUGUUUAGGUGAUUGUCACAGCUGAUGUUGGGGAGGACAGGGAAUACAGGAAUGAAAACAUAUAAGCCUGCUAGGCUGUCUUGGGGGGGGGGGUCCAGGGAGUAUACCCCAUGGUAGAAUCCCAUCUGUAGAAACUGGGGAUCACAUUGAGGUGCUGUCUACAAGAGGGCAAGUCCAUGAUUACUUUAUGUGUGGAGUAUGAACAUCAUUUGCAAGGCCCAUUACAUGUCACCUCUUGGUUGCUGAGGACUUACAGGGUUAAACAAAGAAAACACCUGAAGGCUAACUGAAUGACUCUUCCUGCGAUUAGCUUCCAUCCCUGGGUAGUAGGGGACUGACUGACUACAGAGAAUUUGAUAACCGCCAUACUUGAGACAGAAGAAAAAACUUUUCAUGCAAUAAAUAUAGUGAAUUAUUUUUUUUCUGUUAUAUACCAUAGCAAAUGUAUUAUUUUUAUAAAGAAUAUUGUUUGCAGUAUCUCUAAAUAUUAUUAUGAAGAAAAUCAACUGUAUAGUGAGACAUUUAAAUACAGUACUAUGUACCAUAGCACAUGUAUCAGAGUCAAAAUUCACAGAAGGUCAAAAUGAAUAGAGUUAUUUUCUGUAUUUAUUUUCAUACUCUAUUUGCUAGUUGAGUGAUUUCAUAGCAAUGCAUAAAUAAGUCCCACAUGCUCCUGUCAAUCAUUUUUAGCUUCUACUUGCUAACUACAUUUGAAACUCAGUCCAACUCUGUGACUUGAAAUAUAUUCCAAACCUGUACAUUUAACAAUGCAAAAGAUCAGGACUUUCCCUUGUAAAUUAUUAGAUUGUGUGCCAGUUUGGAGUUACUCCAUUUUAUGCAUGCAUGCACUUUUGCGUGUUUUAUCUGUCAAAUAGCAUAAAUGAACUUUUUAUGGCACUGAGAAGAACUGUUUGUCUAAAUGAAAGAUAAAAUUACCUCACUCAUGCAUGCUUUUAUGAAAUUAAUUAAAAUAGUUGUAGAAGUUGACCAUGUCUUAUGAAGGUAAACUGUAAUUCACUUUCACCAUCUGCACUAAGCACCUUGGUCUGUAUUCAUAAAAUAGUUUUCUGAGGCACUAAGUAAUGGCAUGGUAUUCGUGAAACACUUUUUUUUCCUUUUCAGUUUGAUUCAGAGCCACUGCUUUGGAGUAAAGCACAAUAACCAUAUUUUCAAAGAAGAAAGUAAAAUUGACAGUUAAAAUUAUGAAUACCAGGGUAAAAUAAAACUAAAAAAGUGUUCCAUGAAUAAUAAAGGUUUUUGAAUACAUUCUUUUGUCACAAAUUCUGUACAGAUUACUAAUGCAUAUAAUAAAUUAAAAGAUUAUCUCUAAAAUGAUUGGCUGGAAAUGUGCAAUAAACACAACAAAUGUAAUGUC